UAUUCUGCGAAAAAGUCGAGCCCUCGGCCGAAAACGUGACUGCGACGUCAGAUCGGCGCAUGCGCACAAGCUAACCCGUGGAAGAGAUUAUGAACGUGCUGUUGUUACUCAUCGUGGCGGCGACGGCGCUGCUGCUGGCGGAGGGGAAGGACCAGGAGCUGAGGAUCGGAGUGAAGAAGAGGCCAGAGACCUGUGACAUGAGGUCUAAGUCAGGAGACAGGCUCUCCAUGCACUACACCGGGACGCUGGAGGACGGGACCGAGUUCGACAGCAGUGUACCUCGCAACCAGCCGUUCGAGUUCACUCUAGGCUCCGGCCAGGUCAUCAAAGGUGAGGAUCAUCAAUCUAUCAAUAUAUCACCUGGCUCGUCCGUUCUCUUUUCAGGUUGGGACCAAGGGCUGCUGAAGUAAGAUCUCUUGCCUGACACCGAUAGCUUUUGAUCUUUGUCCUUUUGUGCUGUGGGUGGGGAUUCAUGGCGAGUGGUGUGGUGUUGUUGGUGAAAACGUCGGUUCUCGUGACAGCUGUGACCGUCAUAGGCUGGGGGAUCAUGAAGACUCUGAUUCCUAGUCCAGAGGAGUUCAGAAAGGGUUUGUCAGACAGAGAAAGGGAAGAACUGCCAGUCGUUCAAGAGAGAAACCGCCUAUUAUUCCAGAAACUCGAGGAAACCUCUAAAAGUGCUGAACCAUUCUGGAAAAAGUAGCAGCAUAUAAUUAUACUGUGAAAAUAUUUUUUAUUUCUCAUCGGAAACCAGUGCCUUGCAGUUGUAUAAUGGCAAUAAUACUAAUAAUUCAGAGCUGUGAGAUUGUCUUUGUCUCUAUUUCGGUCCCUUUUUGCCAGUCUUCUUGAAGUAGACUCUGAGCAGCAGAGCCAGGAAGACCACCAGGACGCCGAGGAAGGACUGCCUGGUGAGGACGUGGUGGUAGAAAAUGCAGGACAGGAAGAUGCUCAUUGCCUGACGGGUCACCAUGAUGAGAGUGAACACAACAGGACCGAAUAUUCGGAUGGUGUUGAAGAUGAAGAGUUGACCGAUUGCUGAGCAGACGGAGAGGAGGGCCGCGUGCACCGCAAACUCAGAGUGGAGGAAGAGGAAGUUGAGGCAGGAGAAGAAGACGCCGCGGAACAGGAGAGAGCUGACUGUGAACAGACAAGAGAAGGUGUUUGUGCCAAACAUCAUCUGAAUGGACGAGACCUUGUACGUGGAAAACACCUCUGACUGCCAGUUGGAGCUGAAACUGUCAAAUGCCAUGUAGCCCAGGAGGAUGACGACGCCCGCAAACGUGGUCUCAGUGGAGAUGUGGCUGUCGGCUGAGGGGUCUGCUGCUAGGAGAAACAGAGCCACACCCACUGAUAGAAGAGCCGCGGUGAGGUACUCGUGCCAGGGGUAGCUCCUCUGGGAGACAAUCUUCCCCAUGAUCAUGACGGGGAUCACUUUAGAGGCCUUCGCCAGGACCUGCGUGGGGAAGCUGACAAAUUUGAGUGCCUCGUACUGGCACCAGCUGCUGAGGGUGUUGGAGAUGGAUGAGUAAGAGUACUGGUAGAAGGGAGCUCUGUCCCUCGGCUGCUUCGUCAGUCUCAGGUAGAUCCCCGCCACGCACAGGGCCAGGAUUCUGUUGACAAAGACGAGGAACUGAGAGUCUGUGAAUCGCUCGCCGUCAUACUCCACUGUCAUGACCCUCUCCUGAAGGACUCCCCAGGUGAGGUAAGAGGCUUGGAGCCCCACCACACACACCAGCAGUUUCACCCAGUGCCCAGAGCCUGUUGUCGCCUCUGAGGCUGUCUCCUUGGCCUUGGUCACCGAGGACGAAGCCUUCCCUUCCUCGGCUGUGGCCAGAGCAUCCUCAUUGACAUCGUCUCCAAACACCAGCUGGUGGAUGGCAGAGUAGACUGGCCCCUCGCCUAGUAGUGGACGAGAGGGGAUUUCUUCCAGUGACGGAUGAGGAGAGCCGCAGGGACGAGGAUGAGGGCGUAACCGAGGACGUUGAGGAGAAAGCUGCCCAGCCAGUGUUCCUGCACCGCCUCCAGCAUGGCAGCUAGCUCUUGUCGGUCAAAUGACAAACCCACAGACAUAUGAGCGGCAAUGCUAGCCUCGUACCAUCAUACUUGGCUAGGCAGGCAUGCGAUGAAACCUCUCGGAUGCGAAACCCCGCUAAGCUGGAGGUGCGCGACAAUUAGAAUCAACGAAGAAAUGGCCGCUGCAGCGAGCUGGGCGGCGAAGCUAAAACUGCACAACCAGAAGCACCCACCGGCUCCAAAGACAGAAGAGGAACGGAGGAAGGAGGACGAGCGGCUGUUUGAGGAAGAGUACACCAGCCUCAGAGGCGAGGCCGAGAAAAAAUACGAACACAUUCCCAGGUUCUAUUGCAAGCCACCUCGCGACGACCAAGUUCUUCAGCAGAAACUGAGGGAAGAUGCCAGAGCUGUGUUUUUGCAGAGGAGGGGCUCAGAACUGAUGGACAAUGAAGAGCUGACGAAACUAUGGAGCAUUCUGGAGGAGAAGCACACUCCUCCUGACCUGGGUACAGACGAACAGAUGAUCAGUUACACUGCCUUCCUGAACAUCAAAGAUCAGGUGUCAGACAAGUGCAAGCCAUUCUUCACAGCAGAGGUCUUCACCAAGCUCCUCAGAGAUGAUCCCUAUGGCAGGGUCUCUGUUUCUCAACUGUUUUCAUACAUAAUGCGCAAAGUGUGGUUACAGCAGACCAGAAUAGGACUAAGUCUCUUCGACAUACAGGGCCUGGGCUACCUCAAGGAAUCGGACCUGGAGAACUAUAUACUGGAGCUGAUACCAACACUGCCACAACUAAACUGUCUUGAAGAGUCUUUCUACUCGUUCUACGUCUGCACUGCAGUCAGGAAGUUCUUCUUUUUCCUCGACCCUCUACGAACAGGUGGGUUUUAGUUCAACUCUGCGUGAAGGUAUGUACCGCGGUGCGUGUAGGCGUAACUGCCUGAGUCUCGGUCAUAUGAAUAUUGUUACGUCUGUUUGUCAGGACAUGUUUUGGUGUGUCAUUAUCAUCCUCCCCCAGGUAAAAUCAAGAUCCAAGAUAUAUUGGCUUGCGGAUUUCUUGACGAUCUCCUCGAAGUAAGCCCGGGGUACUAAGGUCAGGUCUUGAUUACUGCAGUUAGGUAGUUUCCAUACAAGAUUACACCCAAGGGGACAAGCGCACACAAUGGGCCGUGCUGUUCUGGCAGCUAACACAAUGCAAUGGUGAAAAGAGGGCAUGCAGUGUAAUAUAUUAGGAUACAGAUGCACACACUCACGCAAUACACACAGGUUUACUGUAAGAGAGACAUUUUUGGUAGAAUGGAUCAUCUGCAUAAUAUGUGCACCAGCUUGAAAAUGUUUUGUGAUAAAUUGCGCUAUAUAACCAGUACUGAAAACGACUGGUGGUGUGGGGAGGGUGGAGCUCUCUUUUGGUCUAUCUUCGGCUCUUCUUGUAUUCCUUAACCAUCUUGCCCAGCUCUUCCAUAGCUGUGAGUAGCCCGUCGCCCGAUACGGCACACGUACCUUGUAUGAACCACUGGUGGGUCCGUACGGAUGGCAGACCCAGUCUGUUAGCCACCUCCGAAGGCUGGACGGCGCUGGGCAGGUCCUGCUUGUUGGCCAGUACCACCACGGGCACUCCGCGCAUCUCGUCCGAGUCCAGAAUCCAAAACAGCUCCUCCUUGGCCUCGCUGAGUCGCUCCUUGUCCGCGCUGUCCACCACGUACACCAGGCCCUCCGUGUUGUGGAAAUAGUGCUUCCAGAGCGGCCGGAUCUUGUCCUGGCCGCCGACGUCCCACACCGUGAACGAGACGCCUUUCACCGGCGUCACCGUCUCUACGUUGAAGCCGAUGGUCGGAAUGCUGGACACCGCCUCGUUGAGUUUCAACUUGUAGAGGAUGGUGGUCUUGCCGGCCGCAUCCAGACCCAGCAUUAGGAUCCGAGCCUCGGAUUUGCCCAAGUUCUCCAGCAUCCCCUUCAGCUGCGAAAUGAAACUCCCCAUCUUUUCUCGGAACCCGCUGUGUUUUCUUCUGCUCUUGGCUGCUUUUGCUAUAGUUCCUGGGCGGUAGCUGCUUUUUCUAGCCUGCCGUUGGCUGGCAAGACUGCGGUCGACUAGUUUGCGAAGGGCGUUUCGCCGUUGGGAGUUUUGCGUCGACACAAUCUGCGUGGCCGCGCGUGCGCACAUGAGGGACAAUGAUUAUGCAGCAUCACUGUACAUUAUUCAUAGCUGAGAGAUGAAGAGCUGUCCAAGGAAAGUCAGGAGACAAACUGGUUCUCUGCCACGUCUUCUCUGAGAGUAUACAGCCAGUAUCUGACGCUAGAUGUCGACCAUAACGGUAUGCUCAGCAGAGGAGAGAUAGCCAGAUAUGGCUCGGGGAAAAUGACGCGAGCGUUUGUGGACAGAAUCUUCCAGGAAUGCCUGACUUAUGAGGGAGAAGUGGACUACAAGACAUACCUCGACUUUGUUCUGGCGAUGGAGAACAAGAAGGAGCCACAGGCAAGUCUCCACAGCCAAGUCAGUCUCCAUCAUCCUCUGCCUCUCUCCCAGGCCCUCCAGUACCUGUUUCGUCUGCUCGACAUUCGAGGACAGGGCUACCUCGACUCAUUCACCCUCAACUACUUUUUCAGAGCUAUUCAGGAGAUGAUGAAGACACACGGACAGGAACAAGUCAACUUUGAAGACAUUAGAGACGAGAUAUAUGACAUGGUCAAGCCAGCCCAGCCCCUGUGCAUAACUCUUCAAGAUCUCAUCAACAGUGGGCAGGGGGAGACAGUGGUGGGAAUCCUCUCAGACCUUAGUGGGUUCUGGGCAUACGAGAACAGAGAGGUCCUCCUGGCAGAGAACCAGGAGGGCGGGGCUGGGUGAUCACAUGAUAGUCAUGUGACUAAUCUAACGUAUUCCCCUUCUAACACACCACAUCUUUUGCUCAUUUUCAUUCCAACGUUUUCUGACAAUAUUAUAUUUGAUCACUCCACUCGCUCGUUGUUACACACAAAGUUGUACGACAAAUUGCUCUGUGUCAACAUGGAAUGUUUGUGAUGCAGUGUUGCUUCAGCUUCAAUGUAGACGGAACAAUCUGUUUGUCAGGUGCAUGUCGUCAGUAUAGUUUGUCAUGGGGCUGUUGAUGUGUGGCAGGCGACGAGGUUGUCUGUGGGACCAGGAGGGAGGAGCGGCGAAACCAGUGCCCCAUUUGGGAGGACUGUGACGCACACAGUGGCCCUGAGAGGGGAACAUCUGUCUCAGUGUUGACCACUCCUCACAGCGAGAGGAAUGAGCCGACGCAAACACUCCACUCUCUUCCUCGGCUCGUGAGAAAGACUUCAGUGGGGCCUCGGAUGGAGGGACCCAGUGCUCUGGGACCGAGGAGAGACUUGGCUGGGGCUGCGCAAGGAACUUGUGUCUCGGGACGGGAGCCGUUGCCCUGAGGUUGUCAGGGGUGUACCAUCUGUUGACCCACACCAACUGGCUGCAUCUGUCUCGAGCCGGGAGCUGUGCGGACCAAGUGUGCCUGCUGUAGCCUGAGUAGCAGCGACGCCGAGGAACUGUCUCCUCUACUUCCAUCCUCUCCAGGCUUCACCUCUAUGUAUACAGCGUCACAAUGGUGGACUGGUGGACUGGUGGACUGAGGAAAGCCGCACACACUUUAUUUGUGUGUUUCUAGGGUUACGACCGUAAUGAUUUACGUCCGUGUCGCAUUCCAGUGGAAUUAGCUGCCGUGUGGUGCAGCAGUGUGUGUGGUGUGUGUGCAUGUACGUGCCUGGUUUAUAGUUCAGGUGGACUCGUGAGGAUGGCCGAGGCAGGCGAGGGAGAGCCCAAGAGGUGUCCCUGCGGUUUCUGGGGAUCGCCCCAGACUAACAACUUGUGCUCCAAGUGCUACAAAGAGUGUCAGCAGCAAAGGAAAGAAGUGGCGAGCGCGAGCGGCGACAAGAACGCCACCCAACUAUUGACACAGUAUGAUCUACUCUCCGGGGGACUGGGGAGCAGCAGAACAGGCUCAGUGGAGAUCAGGGAACCCCAGGAAGAUCAGAACGAGGGGGAAAAUGAGGGGCCAACCAGUGAGACAGAAGCUGACAGAAUGAACAAAGAGAAGGAGGACGAUGCAGGCAAUUUUCUCCCGGGUGACUUGCCAGAUCAGAGGAAUCGCAAGCGGUGCUGGAGCUGCAAGGCCAAGUUGGAGCUGGCUCAGCGGUCGCUGGGGGAGUGCAAGUGUGGCUAUGUAUUUUGUUUCCUUCACCGGUUACCGGAGCAGCACCAGUGUGCAUACGACCACAAGGAGGGAGGGAGGCAGGAGGCACUCAAGACCAUGGUCCCUGCCUCCAAGAAAAAGUUUGGGAGAUCAUUUCACCGCAUGGACUCCAGACCAGAGCAGUAGCCACACCCACAUACAUGCCUCACACUUCUGGUUUUUGUGUUCCGUUUGAUUCUGACUCACCAACUCCUACAACACUUUGCAUCUGUACACUUCACUAUUGUACUUGGAUGAGUAUUGUUAUUGCCUGCCUGCCUGGAUGGACUUUGUUUGCUGAGAGAGGGGCA
Molecule: messenger RNA, 6521 nt
Organism: Geodia barretti
Lineage: Eukaryota; Metazoa; Porifera; Demospongiae; Tetractinellida; Geodiidae
Source: the annotation of a GenBank genome assembly